Messenger RNA from Pseudozyma hubeiensis SY62, 3462 nucleotides. RefSeq lists its product as hypothetical. Bases 1 to 3462 code for a protein of 1153 amino acids. The transcript has a single exon. Gene Ontology annotation, biological process: regulation of DNA-templated transcription. Lineage: Eukaryota; Fungi; Basidiomycota; Ustilaginomycetes; Ustilaginales; Ustilaginaceae. Gene Ontology annotation, molecular function: DNA-binding transcription factor activity, RNA polymerase II-specific; zinc ion binding. The record is from RefSeq and is a predicted model, not a curated record.
AUGACGCCAUAUGCAGAUGAGGGUGCUCAGCCAUGGAGUACGCAACACACCUUCGCGCCACCAAGGCUGCCUGCACCCCGCAGUGGUCCUAACGAUGCCGCCCGCUAUUCCCACCACGAGGCAGCGCCACUCUGCAAUCUGCAUGCAGACACCUACGACUCGUCAAGAGCGAGGGACGUCCGAUCCGAUGUUCGUGGCCGUCAGCACUCUUUCGCGUCCGAUGCCGAUCGGGUUGCAGCCGAGCCUGUCUCUCUCACACGUCCGCCUCACUACACGGACGAACCGACGAGCCAGUAUGCAGCACCGUCCCCGUCGCUGGCUGCGUAUGCGCGCACACCCGAGAUUGCCCCCCGACGUAUGCGCGCUGAGAUCUUCGAGCAUGACGAGGGCGCCAUCGAAGCUCGGUCUCGCUCCUUCCGUCAGGAUCCUUCUCAGCUCGGUUCGAGCCCGCACACGCACCACAGGAGCAUCUCAAGCUCGGAUUCUCGAUCACAAGACGCUCCUUAUUCAUCAUCGCUGUCCGUCUUCCAGGAGUCGCGCACCGACCGUUUCCAGAGCCAUUACGCUCAUGCUCCGCCUCAACACCAGGAUGAACGCAUGCACAGCCGGCGUCCAAGCCUGCACGCUCAUGUCGCCGAGCACGUAGACGCUGGGCAGCAUCGCGCCGGGGCCGAACCCUUCGAUAAUGCCUGGACCGCACCGCGACAUCAUCCGUCAUCGAAGCGACCUCUUCCUCAGGAUCAUCCUCAUCCAGCCGACGCCGUCUCACAGCCCCCUGCGGUCCUUUCUCGGCCCUCUGGUCCGUCCGGUCCUGUUCCGCACUAUCCUUACGAGCCGUCCCUCGCAAGCCAGGCGAGGCCAACUGCUUCGGCUGCCAGCCACCUUCACGACCGUCAUCUGCAAGCGCGAGAUGCUCCCGUCCGGCUGGCACCGGCUCGUAAUGCCUCUGUCUCCGAUGGAUCUGGCUCGUCGCAUCCUCCCGCUUCCGUCGGUGCUGGACAGGCCGACGCCACGAUGGCGUCUCAUCAGCAUUCGCUGCAGCCAAAUCGCAAACGUCUGCGAAUCUCUCGCGCUUGCGACGAAUGUCGUCGUCGAAAGACGCGGUGUGACAUCGUCGGUGCCUUCCCCGGCGAGCCAGGCCACCCGCUCACUCUUUCUGGCGCAGUGCCACCUCUGGAGCCCAAUAUGGAGCCCAAGGGCGAGAUGCUGAUCCUUCAGCCCUGCAUGAACUGUCGUCGCAGCGGAAUCACCUGCACCUACUCCAAGCGCCCUCUCAAGCGCGGUCCCAGUAAAGGAUACAUCAAGGAUCUCGAGAGGCGUCUCAAUUCGCUCGAAUCUCAGAUUGUAUCUGGCGAUCGAAUCGAAGGAGACGCAGAUGGGUCACCGCAGGACACCCCGUCCGGCCCUGUCAUUUCGGGCACUCCGCAGGCGGUCAAGCCGAAAGCUCGCACAGAGGACCGCAUCAGCCGCCUCGAGACCGUACUUGCGCGACCGUCGACUGCUAAGAGCGAAGAAGGCAGAUUGCCUUCGACCGAUUCCAGCCGCAGGAGCAGCCAGGCAGAACAACACCAGAUCAAGACAGAAACGCCGAGCCACGUGGAUAUGGAGGUGGAACCCGUUGACACGGUCCAGGUAGCCGACUCCAAGGCAGCCGGCAGCGAGACGGAAGCUUCAACCUCAGGCGCAGUUUCCUCGGAUACUGGAGCAACCAGUAUGGCCGAGACUGUCGCAUCGGUCUUGUCAUCGAAAGCGACUGUCUCGCCUGCUGCCUCUCAUCUCGAGCCGGUGCAGAGCCAGACCAAGGGCAAAGGCAAGGCCAACGGUCAAGGUAAGCGAAGGUCCGCCGCAAGCUCGCCGUCGGGGGCCCAAGACGCCGAUAUCGCCGAAGUGAAGCGCAAGGUGGUCACCUCGUUCCUGCAUGCCACCUUCCCCAUUGUUCCAGCCUGCCGCCAGGGUGAGAGCAGCAGGAAUGGCAGUAGUAGCAGCAACAUCGCUCGCCUCGAGGACCGCGUCUUGGUGAGAGGCAUGAGAUUGCUCAACGAGCCUGUCGAGAUGGCCACCGCGCACCAAAACGUGCAAGCUCCUAAGACCCAGACGCACGCUGCUAGGGUGGCCAGUCUCAUCGGGCAAGCCUCGGCUGGUCUCGGUGGUCCUCGUGAGGAGCUCAUCAAGCAGACAGGGGCCGGCGCAGACACCUUGCGAGCUCUUCGCAAGGUGGCACACCGGCUUUCCGGUCAGGAAGCGGAUCUGCUGAUGCUGUGCCACCUGGACCACCUUCGCAACGGUCGCAACAACAACUCUGCGCUUGCUGCCGCUGUCUCGAAGCUAGGCUCCGGUUCGCACAUCCAGAACGAUCGCGAGACGUACAGGAGGAGGACGCUGCUGUUCAUGCUCGAUCGAUGGCACGCAGUGUCCUUUGGAACGCCCCAUCUGCUGGCGGGCCGCUUCGGCGUGGAACGUCAGAGCUUCCGCUCGAUGAAGGAGGCGCUCGGGGAUGUGUCGCAGCUCGCUCUGGGUGAUGGAGUGUACGAGGUGCUGCGCGGCGCCAUCAUGCUAGGUCAGCUCAACGAUCUCGUGCAGAACAAUGGAGGUUGGAAGGGCAUCAGCAAGAGCGACGUCGAUGCAGUCAUCCACAGCGCUAUGGACGACGACGAGAGGCCCACGACCUUUGAUCCGUCGGUCAGCAAUGGAGCGUCUUCGAGCAGCGCCGCGCCGCAACGGGAUGAGGAUGGCACUUCUUCCAAGCUGUUGAGCACCGCAGCAUUGCGCUACAGCCUCGAGAACCUGGUGCGAUGCUACCAUGCGCUGCACACGCUGCCCAACGCCAAGGAUGCUACGCUCGACGAUCUCCACCGCAUGUUCAACCUGGCCGAGUCCGUGGUGGUGCUCGGCACGGCGAAGACGCCCAUCUCGUUGCAGGGCAAGCUGGUUCAGUCGGCGAUUGGACCCUCGGUGCUUGCUGUUGCCGGUGUGGGCUUUUCGUGGUGUCUGCGAAUCAUCUGCAUGAUGGUAGCAAACUCUCUGUCCACCUCUUCUUCCCCGCAUCCGGCCCCUCUCCCCGACUCCGCGUCCUCGGCGAAGGACAGCACCACCGUCUCGAUCUCUCCCACCUCCUUCCCACUGGAAUUCUACCGUCGCAAGAUCCUCGACUACGUCCGCAUGUGCGGUCCCUUCUGCCUCUUCUCCGGCGGUCCACCCACGUGCACGGCGAGCUUCGCACCCGUCUACCUGCGUCUCGCGCUGCACUUUAAUUCGACCGUCUCGUUCGCUUCGCAGCUGGGAUCGCUCGUCUCGCCACAGUCUAGGACGACGAGCCCUGUGCAUCAGGAUGCUACCGCGUUGGGCAAUGAUGCGGAUAACGUGCUGGAUAUGGCCAGGGAGAUGGGCUUCUUGGGGUAUGUGCUGGCGGGCACGACGCAGGAUGAGGCUUGGAAGUUGCUCACUGGCGGUGUCUCGGCGUAG